AUGCCACCUAAGAAAGGAGACUCCAAAUCAGCCGCCAAGAAAGGCAAGGCGGAGGAGCCGAAGAAGGGUGGGAAGGAUGACAAGAAGGGAGGGAAGAAAGCGGAGGAGCCGGCUAAAGGGAAGGGGAAGGACGACGGGAAGAAGGGAAAGGGGAAGAAGCCGGUGAGCGAGUCGGAGGAGGGCUCCGAGGAAGAGGAGGAGGCCAUGACCAAGCCUCCAAAGAAAAGCCAGCCUCCACCUGAGGAGGAUGAGGAGGAUAGCAAGCCUCAGAUGAAGAAGAUGGGGGCCGUGAACCUGAAGAAGAUGGGCGACGUCAACAAGAUGGGCGGAGCCUCCAAGGUCAUGAUGGGAUUCGCCGCAGAGGGACAGAAGAAGAACGUGGCUGCCGCCAAAGUCCAGAAGAAGGAAGACGCCAGGUCCCACCUGAAAGGAGCGUCCAAAGCCUUGACAGGCCUGACGGGCAAGUCCUCUCCCUUCUCCCUCUCUGCCGCCAAGCCCCAGGCAGCCCCGGCCAAGGCCAAGCGGGGUCUGAAGAACACCUCCCGCCUCUUCCUCAGGCUCUCCAAGAAGAAGAAGGCCACCCCCAACACCAAACAGAUCCUGGGGACCACCAAGAUGUUCGCCGGCUUUGGCAAGUCCAAGUCCCCGCCUCCCGCAGACAAGCCUGGCCUCCCGAGCACCUCGAAGUUCAACACCAUGUUCAAUAAGAAGGAGGAGAAGCCCAAGAAGGGCCUGCUGUUAUCCAACCUGGGGAACAAGGGCAAGGCAGCCUCUGAGCAGGCCAAGGGCCUGGGCGGCAAGUUCAAAGGCAUGUUUGGGAAGAAUAAGGCAGAGAGCGCGGACUUCAAAAGUAAAGGCUGGGUGUUGGGGAGGAUCUCCGGGGCAACUAACUGGCUGACUAGAAAGUUCCUGUCUUCUAAAGGCCAGGGGAGGCUGGGAGGGCGUGCCAGAGGACUGGGGGAGAAGAGCCUGUCGUUCGCCACGGGGGACCCCAGGGCCAGGCUCAGGGGCUACUACAACGAGGCCUACGAGGACGAUGAGGAUUUCGGUUACGAGGAAGACGAUUACGACCAGGGGAGGCCCCGAGGCCUCCUCAGACGACCUGUGACCUACGACCCGUACGACCCUUACGGAGAGGCCAUGGAGUACCACGACGAUGACGAAUGGGAGGAUGAGUACGGUUACUAUGACGACCAGGGCAACUUUUACUAUGACGACGAGUACGAGUACUACGACGACGAGCUGGGUUACUAUGAUCCGUACGGUUUCUACGACGACGGGUAUGACCAAGAAUACGGUUACUACGGUGAUGACGGUCUGGAGUACUAUGACGAUGGAAUGCUGUAUCCAAUGGAGGGGGAGUAUGGAUACCACGGUAACCACGGUAACUACGGGAACGGAUUGUGGUACUACAACCUCAACGAGGCCGAGAUGUACGAUCCCUACGAUGCCCAGUUAGGAUAUUAUGGUAUGUCAGACCCGUACUCGAUGUACGCUGAUUAUGAGGACCAUAACCCAACCCUGUAUGGUGACCCUGCUUUGGGAUACCAGGAUCCUGCUUUGUAUAAUGUAUAUCAGCUGCAGCCUUAUGGCUAUGCCAUGGAGGGUGUCCUGGAGACAGCAGACCCCAGUCUGCAGUACGGCCUAGAGCAGCUGUCCUACCCCAUGGCUGAUCCAGGGUCGGAUGGCAUGUUCAGACUGCCCCGCCCCCAGGUCAAGCUGUUUGGGAAGGAGAGGCUGGAAGUGGACAACUUUCCCUCGCCCUAUCCUUACCCAUCCUCCCCCCACCUCGCCCUCAACGACCUGGAUAUGAUGUCAGAGAUUCAGUACGAGCACCAACCCCUUCCUUCCUACCCUGCCCAGGCUCAGUACCUCCCGAGCCAGCAGGCCCCGCCCCAGCCCCGCCCCCGUCCCGGCCCCUCCCCUACAGCUAUGCUCAUCCAGCAGGCCCGUAACCCGCUCUCCCCACACCCUCCUCUUGCCAUGUCCCCUAGCCGACUCUCACACGCCUCUAUAGGAAUGGCCCCUGUCCCUGCUCAGCCUCGCCCUCCCAUGUUUCACCCCUCUCUCCCCCAAGACCCCAUGUUUCACCCCUCUCUCCCCCAAGACUCCAUGUUGCACCCCUCUCUCCUCCAAGACCCCAUGUUGCAGAGGUACGAGGCGCAGAUGGGACACUUCACCCCAAUGCCCCUACCAUACUCCCCAAUGACCUCCCCAAUGCCAGUGAGACGUCUGAGCCCCCACCCUUCCCCCCAGCUGUCUAUGAGGCCUGUUCCUCCAAUCAGGGGGGGCGUCCCUCUCUCUCAUCAUCCCCAACGCCUCCAGACAGACCCUCUCUUCUCUCCUCGCCUUCCCAGGAGGCCGCUGGCCCACCGUCCGUCCAUGCCAGGCCAGAGACCCAUCUCCCCGUCCAUGCCAGGCCAGAGACCCAUCUCUCCGCUGGGCAGGAGGAGAGCCAGUCCCCCUGUCUCCACCCAGCCCUCCAGGAGAGGCAUGUCCGUCAGGGGCGAGGCCCAGGUCUCACAAGCAAGGAGGCGGGGGUUUGGCCCCCUCCACCCUCACUCACCACUGGCCAGCCCCCCCUCUUCCCCACGGGGGUCCCUGAGGAAGAGAGGGAGCCCCCCGCUGUCCCCCAGACCUUCCUUUAACAGACAGCAGACACAAUUAGAACAGGGCCCCCCUCCUACUAAAGCACGCCUGUUUGGAGGCAGGAAGCAGGGGUCCACCAUGACUCGCCCACCCUCCCCCAAGCCCCCCCCUCACCGGCGCAGCCCCCCUCUCGGCGAGAGACCCUCCUCACCCACGCCCUCCCAGGGCCAUGAGUCCCCAGAGUAUGGCUCCAGCGUCCUUCAGGUCCCCUUACCCCCCUGGUGCCCCCCCCAGCUCACAGGUCAUCACCCAAGGCCGUCCUCCCCUCAGCUCCAGUACGACCCCCGUCUCUCUCCAAUCUCCUCCCCGUAUCUCCGCAACUCCUUACAGAACCCCUACCUACAGAACGCCACCAGCAGCUCUCCGCUACAGCCCAGCCCCUCCCCCGGGGCCCAGGUGAUGAUGUCACCUGACGGACAGGUGAUGAUGUCACCUGACGGACAAGUGAUGAUGUCACCUGCUGGACAGGUGAGCCAGGGCUUCACCUCUCCGAUGCUGAACAGCGCGCUGCAGCAGAACCCCAACCUGCGCAGCGCCUCCUAUGCCUCUCCUCUGCAGAGGAACGCUUCCCUCUACACACCUGUCCUCUCACCUGCCCAGGUGGCCCCGCCCUCCUCUCCCCGCCUAAACAACGCCAUGCUCAACUCCCAGCUCAGGGGCGCCUCCUACGCCUCCCCCUUUCAGAGACAGUCCUCCCCCGUCUCCCCCGUCUCCCCCUCUCCCCAGCAGGGGGCAGGGCCCUCCUCUCCGCUUCUCUCCGGCGCCCUGAAGACCUCCCACCUGCAGGGCGCAGCGUUCCGUCUCCCAGACGGCUCGUUGAUGAUGUCACAGGGUUCGGUGCCACGGGCAGACGUCGGCGGGGUCUCCCCCUCCAUGCUGUCUGGUGCUUUACUGAACCCCAGCCUACGCCAGGCUACCUACCGCCUACCUGAUGGAACGCUGAUGACCAGGACGGAACCCUCGACACAACAAUCUUCCUCCCCUCUCUCCCCCUCCUCCCCCAUGCUCUCCUCUGCUCUUCUGAACCCAGGCCUCCGUCAGGCCACCUACCGGCUCCCUGACGGGACCCUCGUCACCAGGAGUGAACCGGAAGCACAGCGGUCCGCCCCCUCCUCCUCCAUGCUCUCCUCUGCUCUCCUCAACCCUAACGUCCGUAAGGCCUCCUACCGGUUACCUGGCGGCUCCGUUCUGACCCAGCCAGGCGAGCAGGCGGCGCAGGACGAGCCCUCCUCUUCCUCUCCCAUGUUGUCAGGAGCUCUGCUGAAGUCCGACCUCAGCAAGGCGUCCUACAGGCUCCCUGACGGCUCCUUCCUGUCCCGGCCCCAGGCCCAGGCCCCAGCCCCCUCCAGCUCCAUGCUAUCCUCGGCUCUCCGCAACACCAACGUCAAAGGAGCUUCUUACAGACUUCCAGAUGGUUCCUUCCUGAGCCGGCCCGGUGAGGCCCCGCCCGCCGAGCCACGCUCCCUCCUGUCCAACGCCCUUCAGAACCAGAACCUCCGCUCAGCCACGUACCGUUUGCCGGACGGGACCCUGGUCACCCGGGCUGAGCCCAGUGGACCACCCCAGUCCCCUGGUAUGCUGUCCAACGCCCUCAUGAACCAGAAUCUCCGUGGAGCCAAGUACAGACUCCCUGAUGGGACCUUGGUCACCCGGGCUGAGCCCAGCGGGCCACCCCAGUCCCCUGGUAUGCUGUCCAACGCCCUCAUGAACCAGAAUCUCCGUGGAGCCAAGUACAGACUCCCUGAUGGGACCUUGGUCACCCGGGCUGAGCCCAGCGGGCCACCCCAGUCCCCUGGCAUGCUGUCCAACGCUCUCAUGAACCAGAACCUCCGUGGAGCCAAGUACAGACUCCCUGAUGGGACCUUGGUCACCCGGGCUGAGCCCAGCGGGCCACCCCAGUCCCCUGGCAUGCUGUCCAACGCUCUCAUGAACCAGAACCUCCGUGGAGCCAAGUACAGACUCCCUGAUGGGACCUUGGUCACCCGGGCUGAGCCCAGCGGGCCACCCCAGUCCCCUGGCAUGCUGUCCAACGCUCUCAUGAACCAGAACCUCCGUGGAGCCAAGUACAGACUCCCUGACGGGACCCUGGGGAUGAGGCCUGGAGCCCCCCAGACCGCCCCGCCCUCGGGCCCGGGCCUCACCAGCGCCCUGAGGAACACUCAGCUCUGCGGGGCCUCCUACCGCCUGCCCUCCCCCCUGGAGGACCAGAGGUAUGCGGUGGUCAGCCCCCAGGUGCAGGGGCAGCACUGGGCGCAGGGCCCCUGGAGGGAGGGCUUGGGCCUGGGGGAGGAGGUGGAUGUGUGGGGGGCGGAAAGGGUUCUGCCACACAACACCGUCCAGAAUCUCAGUAAGUGGUCCAUGUACCGGGAUGAGGAACUUCUGGAACCUCACGAUGUACUCCAUACGGAGCCUGCCACUGUGGUCUACAGAGAGCAGCUGGAGGAGGAUGGAGUGGAGGACAUGACUCAGUUAGAGGAACUGCAGGAGGAAGCUGUGUUACUGAACCUGAAGAGGAGGUUUGAGAGAGAGCUGAUCUACAGUGAUGUGAUGGGGGAUCAAAUGGAACGGGGGUGGGGUGUGUCGGAGGCGUGGAGGGGCGGCUCCGUGCUGAUGAAGGAGCAGGGGCAGUGGGCGGAGCUAGCAGGGCAUGAUUACGUCAUGGACCUGAUCUCAGACCUGGAGCUUCCUGCUGAUUUCCCCAAACAGAAGAGCUACUUCAUCAUCAGUGCUGAGGACCCCACCAGGGUCCGGGGCAACGCCAGCCUUACCCUGUUCGGCUCUGGGUUUGACUCUGACGAGGAGCUGCCUCCUGCCCAGCCUCUCAGCAGCAGACCUGCCUACAGCCUGCCUGACUCUGACGGAUACUACAGCCAUGUGGAGUCAGAUGGGUACAGUGAUGGCCAGACACAGAGAGGAAUGGAUCGAUAUCUGGACAGCCUGUUCGACCCUGUUCUCGCUGAUGGAAGCUUGGAUCCAGAUCAUGCAGCCAGUGUAUCGGGCCGGAUGAAGGGAGGAGGGGGUGUAGGAGGAGGAGGGGAGGGGGACCAGAGUCCAGCCCCCCCAAGUCGACCGUACCCCCCCGGAAUACACCCUGGAGCUGUGCCCGUGCUUCCAGUCAUGGGUGGGAUGAUGCCACCCAUCCCUACAUUGCCAACCCCCUCCCACCACCACCCCCACCCCCAGCAGCACCCCUCCCCUCCCCACACCCGGCCCCCGCCCACCCCCGCGCCGGCCGCCACCCUUCCCCCCAUGCCCCUGCCUGGGAUGGCCCCUCUGCCCGCCAUGCCAGUCCUGCCUGUGAUGCCAGGUAUGUCAGGUGCAGAGCAGACGGUCCUAGCUCAGCAGCAGCAGGCUCUCAUCAACCAGCAGGCCAUCAUUCUGGCCCAGCAGAUGACCAUGCAGGCCAUGGCUCUGCAGCAGCAGAUGAUCUCUUCCUUCCCCCCUGCUUCUCCAGCACCCCAGGUCCUGCCGGCUCAGCAACACACACACCAGCACUCACGCACGAGUGAGUGGUGUGUUCCAGGUCAGGCCCGGGGCCCCCCUCCUGAGGACGUGGUACGAUCCAGUGUGUCUAACGCAGAGCACGUGGAGCCAAGCCACAACAUCAAAGACAUCAUCCGUCAGUACCAGCCUCCCAGCCUCCCAGCCCCCGCCCCCGCCCCUGCCCAGCCUCCACCCGCGGAUGGAAAAAUGUUUGCAAAAAAAACGGAUCCCCACGAUGAGGCGAUGGAGAUCCUCAAAGACCAGAUGACCAACCCACCACCACCGAGGAAGAUAUCUCCUGCUUCUCCUACCAUGCCUCGGGAGCCUAAAGAAGAGGGAGGGGCUAAAAUCACCAAGGCAGCCAAAGCCAGCCCCCCUGUCCCAGCAGCUUCCCUCAGUAGCCCCGCCCCCCCUCCAGUCUCCAGAGAGCUUCCAGUAGAGCAGGAACUCCUCCAGACACAGCUCCACCAGAGGAGCAGUGAGGAACACUACACUUACACACACGUUCCCUGGAAGCUGUAUCUGAGAAAAGAGGUGUUCUACCCUAAAGAGAGCUUCAGCAGCCCGCUGAUCCUGGAGCUGCUCUUCAGACAGAUUGCCCAUGACACCUUCUCAGAGACGUGUAUCCGUAUCACACAGGAGGAGAGACAGAGGAUGAAGGCUCUCUUUGCUGAGAGCCAGGUGGAUCAUGUCUCAGGGACUCAGGAUGACAACAUUAAGAAGAAGGUUGUGACAAUGGCCAAAGACUCAUGGGAAAUCUACUUCUCUCGUCUCUUCCCAGCCUCUGGCAGUGUUGGGACAGGUGUGCAGGUCCUGUCUGUGUCUCACAGAGGCAUUAAGCUGCUGAAGAUGGUGAGAAGCAGCUCGACUGCCCCAGACUACUUUAGAGUGCUCCGCCCUUACAGCUACACGGACAUCCUGUUUGUGUCUAUCCCCUCCAACAACAUGCUGGAAUUCAACCUGACCAAUGAGAAGCUGAUCCUGUUCUCAGCCAAAGCUCCGCAGGUUAAACACAUGAUCGACUACUUCCUGACUGAGCUGAAGAAGGACUCUGAGUACAUGGUGGCAGUAAGGAACUACAUUACAGAGGACAGAACACUGCUGAGCUUCCAUAAGGGAGACAUCAUCAGGCUGCAGAGUAUGGAGGGACUGGAGCAGGGACGGUGCUCUGGCUGCAUCGUCAGGAAGAAGGUGGUGCUGUUGGAGGAGCUGAAGAGAGACACUCCUGAGUUUGGCUGGAGGUUCGGGGCUGUGUAUGGGCGCUGGGGGGUGUUUCCAGCAGAGUACGUCCGUCCGGUGGCUGCUCCAGACUUCCUGGUUCUGCCAGCUGAGAGGGCGGAGCCUCGCGACAGACAGGGGCGAGUCGCCGCCUCCGCCGCCAUCGCCGUGGCGAUGGGCUCAGCGACUGUGGCUCAGGAGUUGGAUCGCUCCACUGAGGUGAGAAUGGCGCGUGAUGCGUACGGGGACCUGGAGGAGCUGCCACUGCAUGGCAGCCAGUACCACAUGGCUGAGUUUGCCAGGAAGUACUUCAGAGAGGCCCAGAGACAGAGGAGUGAGCCACAGAAGUCUAAGAAAGGGAAAGACUCUCGCGACCCAGCAGACAUGGUCAGGUUCUCCAAGUGUCCCCUGCAGGAGUCUCUGAUCGACUUCAGUGAUGGAGGAAUGAACAGAGUGGCAGCUGACAUCUUCAUAGCCAUCAUGAGGUUCAUGGGAGACUACCCAGUGAAGGGGCAGAGUGAACAGGACCUGGUCUCCACCAUGCUGAAGCUGAGUGCAGACCAUGGUCUCAUGAAGGAUGAGGCCUACUGCCAGGUGAUGAAGCAGAUCACUGGAAACACCAGCACCAAACCGGACAGCUGCCAGCGGGGCUGGAGGCUGCUCUACAUCCUGACUGCCUUCCAUCGCUGCUCCGAGGUCCUAAAGCCCUUCCUGUUCAAGUUCCUGCAGGAUGCCUGUGCCAGCCCAGGGGUGCAGUUCCAGGGCAUAGCCAAGGCGUGUGAGCAGAACCUGAGAAGGACGCUGCAGUACAGCGGCCGUGUGGUAUACCCCAACAGCAUGGAGAUCAAGGCCAUGCUGGCAGGGCGGAGCUCCAAGAGACAGCUCUUCCUGUUGCCGGGCGGGAUUGAGAGACACCUGAAGAUCAAGACCUGUUCGGUUGCCAUGGAUGCGAUCGAGGAGCUGUGUUAUGAGAUGAGUGUGCACAGGCCCGAGGCCGUGGAGGAGUACGCCAUCUUCGUGGUCACACACCGAGGUCAGAAUGUGCGUCCCCUGAACAAGCGUGAGUACAUCUUGGACAUAGCAACGGAGGCGGAGCCUGUGGACAGUAACUACAGCCUGUGGGUCAGGAGGGUCAUCUGGACUCAGCUUCUCAAGUUUGACAACGAGCUCUGCGUCACCAUGCAUUAUAACCAGGUGUUGCCUGACUACCUGAAGGCCCUGCUGAGCGUGGUCCCCAGGGCCAAGGCCAGCGAGCAGCAGCUUCAGCAGGUGGCCAAGCUGGCCGCCCUGCAGCACCGCGCCAAAGACACUGCCUACCUGCCCACCAUCCGCGAGGUGCAGGAGUUUGUUCCUCCUCAGUUCUACAGCAAACAGGGCCCCCAGGCGUGGCUCAACAUGGUGACCCAGCACGUGCAGCAGGUCCAGCCUCUCACACCUCACCAGGCCCGGGCACAGUUCCUAGGGCUGGUGAGUGCGUUCCCCAUGUUUGGCUCCUCCUUCUUCUACAUCCAGAGCAGCAGCUCCUCCUCCUUCCACUCCCCCUGCAUCCUGGCUGUCAAUCAGAACGGACUGCACUUCCUGAACAAGGACACACAUGAGGCCAUGGUUCGUUUCCCCCUGAAGGAGGUGCAGUCCACCCGUACCCAGAGGCCUACGUCCGGGUCAAGCUACCCCUACGUAGAGUUCCUGAUAGGAGACCUGCUGAGUCAGCGCAUCACCCAGCUACAGCUGGAGCAGGGUUUGGAGUUGUGUCGUGUCGUUGCCAUGCAUAUGGAGAGCAUGCUGUCUGUCCGGGAGAAGAGACUCACUUUGCCACCCAGCGAAAUCACUUUACUAUAACGCACACACACACACAGGAACAGCACCAACUGUGGUAAUUACAUCUACCUCUGUUUAAGAAAUAUAAUUUUUUUUAUAGAUCAUACCACAAUGUUGUGUCUGUAGAAUUAACAACAAACUGUACUGUCACCCUGGGCCUGUGGUGGUUUUGGAGAGACCAGGGGUGGAGGGGUAGAGGGGGUG
This is a messenger RNA of Osmerus eperlanus (European smelt), 9372 nucleotides long. RefSeq names its product myosin XVAa (gene myo15aa). Gene Ontology annotation, cellular component: cytoskeleton. The record is from RefSeq and is a predicted model, not a curated record. NCBI's taxonomy places the organism in Eukaryota, Metazoa, Chordata, Actinopteri, Osmeriformes, Osmeridae. Gene Ontology annotation, molecular function: protein binding. The transcript has 42 exons. Bases 1 to 9189 code for a protein of 3062 amino acids.